This is a messenger RNA of Triticum dicoccoides, 1137 nucleotides long. RefSeq lists its product as uncharacterized. NCBI's taxonomy places the organism in Eukaryota, Viridiplantae, Streptophyta, Magnoliopsida, Poales, Poaceae. The record is from RefSeq and is a predicted model, not a curated record. The coding region runs from base 1 to 1137 and encodes 378 amino acids. The transcript has 7 exons.
AUGCCCUCCUCCAUCGCCUCCGUCCCCAUUGUCAUGUCAUCUUCCAGCUUCGUUUGCAAUGCAUUGCGUGGCCGCUCCGUUGUUGUACCAUUGAUCGGGUGCCCGGAUUACGGCGAGCAGGUGAGGUUCUACCGGUCUAGCACCGAUGAGCACGAUGGAUGGACCUUCUACAAGUGUGUCAACCAUACUGUCACUUGUGAUUUUUGGCGCUGGGAGCUUGAAUAUGUGGUGCAUCUGGUUGAAACAAGGCAUCUGGUUGGUGAUGCUGCUGUAGAUGCAAUUGGUGCAGCUGAGGACAGGAGGGAAGAGCUUGAGAGGCAGAGGACUGAAUCAAUGGCAGGCAGAAGCACUGUUGUAAGGGGCAUGGCUAGAAGAGGCAUGGCUGGAAGGGGCACUCUAGGCAGAACUAAUUAUGCCAGCUCCACUAAGAAUAAGUAUGCUACCAAGCGGCAAGUUGCUAUGCUGUUUGGAUUAGGCAGAGAGAACCACCACCACCACCACCAGAUCCCCUUCUUCUUCCUCAUAUUUCAUCUUCAAUUUCAUGCACCACCAGAUCCCUUCUCUCCUCUGUCCAAUAGCACCACUAGAUCCCCUUCUCAUCUUCAUCCAGCAGUAACCAUGGUGUCCUGGGAUGAUCUUCCUAGUUCUUCUGAAGAUGACUAUGUGACCAGCAAGCCACCUACCACAAUUUCCUGUGAGGAAUGGAUUGGCUUGGCUACAGACCUGCCUAGCUUUAGAUGUGGGCAUGGAUCUUUGUGUGAGAAGCAUGUGGCAUUUGAAUCUGUUGAUAGUGGCAGAAGGUUUCUAGCUUGUGCACGGAAGGUUCUUGAAGAGAAGAAGAAGAUGGAGAAUGAGUUGAGGCAUUUCAAGCUUGAUUUUGCUAAGAUGGUGGCUGGGAAGGAGCAGACAAUGAGUCAAUUAGGCAGCACACAACUUGCUCUGACGGGCCUGUCGGUUAAAGCAGAGAAACAGAGGGACCAAGCAGUGCAGGAGAGGGGCCAAGUGAUUCAAGAGAGGGAUGAUUUGAAGCAUGAGAAAAGGAAGCUUGAGUACAUGACUGGUGACCUAUUCAAACACAAAGAGGCCACUAAGGAGAAGAUAAGGAAGUUGAAGGGCAUGCUGAAUGAAUUUGAUUGA